AGAGGAGAGGUCAAGGCUUGACCCUCCUCUCGCCGUCCUCUAAACAACCCUGGCCAGGUUGGGGGCCCUGUCUGUCCACGUGCGUGCGUCUGUCCACACAUUAGUGUGCAGUGACCCCAGUUAACACGUGUGAACACACACGCUCACAUGCAUACGCUUGUGGCCAGAGACGAACACAGGCGAAUGGGUGCACGCACCCUGGGAAGACCAGGGGCCGGGCUGGCUAGAGACUUGCAGGAGCCUGGGACCCAGAAGGACUCUGCGUGAUGCAGGUCGGGAGCGCGGGGGCGCCAGCUCAGGAGUGAUCUUCGUCGGCACCCCGCUUCCACUCUCGCUGCCCUCUGGGCUCUGGGCAGCUGCUGGGGCGCUCCUCGAUCCUCGCCCGCUUCUCUGAAAGAAGGACCUCCUCCCAGGUUUUGCGGCCGCGCCUUCUCCUCCCCCGCCCGGCUCCAGCGCUCUCUCACUGGCUCCCUCCCUCUCUCCCUCUGUCCCUCCCCCCUCCCUGGCUCGCUGCUCUCUCCUCUCGCUCCCUCCCCACGCCGCGGCAGAGCGCGGAGCCCGAGCGGGAGCCGGCGCGGGAGCCGGAGCGGGCGGCAGCGCAGGAGGCGGCCGGACCUGGACCCGUUCGGGUCCCGGAGCGCGCGGAGUCCCCAUCCGCGCCGCUCGGGCCCCUCUCCCGAUGCGGGGCUCUGAGCAGCAUGCGCGGCAGCUGCCCACCCGCCCCAGCCCUGGCCCCGGCCCCGCUACGGAGAGCGCCCGGCCUCGACCCCGGCCCCAGCGGUAGAGGCGGCGGCGGCCGCUCCCGGCCGGCCCGAGGGACAGAGCCAGGCUCCCGGAGCCCGCGCCAAGCGUCCUGAGCGCGCCCGCUCCUCUGUCCGCCGCGGCCGCAGCCUCCGCCCCCGACUGCCCUAGGGCCGGCUGGGUUCCUGCCCGCGUGGGACAGACAGACGGACGGCCAGCCCUGCGAGGGCGCGCGGACCGGGCGGAGGUGUUGGAGGAGGAGACGGAGGAGGGGGGCUGGGCUGGGGCUGGGGCCGCGCCGGCAAAAGAGACAUGCGAUUGGUGACCGAGCCGAGCGGACGGACAGCGCGCCCGAGAUGCAGGUGAGCGAAAGGAUGCUGGCAGGGGGUGUGGGAAGCAUGCCCAGCCCCCUCCUGGCCUGCUGGCAGCCCAUCCUCCUGCUGGUACUGGGCUCUGUGCUGUCAGGCUCUGCCACGGGCUGCCCGCCCCGCUGUGAGUGUUCGGCGCAGGACCGAGCCGUGCUCUGCCACCGCAAGCGCUUCGUGGCUGUGCCCGAAGGCAUCCCCACCGAGACUCGCCUGCUGGACCUGGGCAAAAACCGCAUCAAGACGCUCAACCAGGACGAGUUUGCCAGCUUCCCACACCUGGAGGAGCUGGAGCUCAAUGAGAACAUCGUGAGCGCCGUGGAGCCAGGGGCCUUCAACAACCUCUUCAACCUGAGGACGCUGGGGCUGCGGAGCAACCGCCUGAAGCUCAUCCCGCUGGGCGUCUUCACCGGCCUCAGCAACCUGACCAAGCUGGACAUCAGUGAGAACAAGAUCGUCAUCCUUCUAGACUACAUGUUCCAAGACCUGUACAACCUCAAGUCGCUGGAGGUCGGCGACAACGACCUUGUCUACAUCUCCCACCGAGCCUUCAGCGGCCUCAACAGCCUGGAACAGCUGACGCUGGAGAAAUGUAAUCUGACCUCCAUCCCCACUGAGGCACUUUCCCACCUGCAUGGCCUCAUCGUCCUGCGGCUACGCCAUCUCAACAUCAAUGCCAUCAGGGACUACUCCUUCAAGAGGCUGUACCGCCUCAAGGUCUUGGAGAUCUCCCACUGGCCCUACCUGGACACCAUGACCCCCAACUGCCUCUAUGGCCUCAACCUGACAUCCCUCUCCAUCACACACUGCAACCUGACGGCUGUGCCCUAUCUGGCGGUGCGUCACCUGGUCUAUCUCCGCUUCCUCAACCUUUCCUACAACCCCAUCGGUACCAUCGAGGGCUCCAUGCUGCAUGAGCUGCUGCGGUUGCAGGAGAUCCAGCUGGUGGGCGGGCAGCUGGCCGUGGUGGAGCCCUACGCCUUCCGUGGGCUCAACUACCUACGCGUGCUCAAUGUCUCUGGCAACCAGCUGACCACCCUGGAGGAGUCAGCUUUCCACUCCGUGGGCAACCUGGAGACGCUCAUCCUGGACUCCAACCCGCUGGCGUGUGACUGCCGGCUGCUGUGGGUGUUUCGGCGCCGCUGGCGGCUCAACUUUAACAGGCAGCAACCCACCUGCGCCACACCCGAGUUCGUCCAGGGCAAAGAGUUCAAGGACUUUCCCGACGUGCUCCUCCCCAACUACUUCACCUGCCGCCGGGCCCACAUCCGGGACCGCAAGGCACAGCAAGUGUUUGUAGACGAGGGCCACACGGUGCAGUUUGUGUGCCGAGCAGAUGGCGACCCUCCACCAGCCAUCCUUUGGCUCUCGCCCCGCAAGCACUUGGUCUCAGCCAAAAGCAAUGGGCGGCUCACAGUCUUCCCUGAUGGCACGCUGGAGGUGCGCUAUGCCCAGGUACAGGACAAUGGCACGUACCUGUGUAUCGCAGCCAAUGCUGGCGGCAACGACUCCAUGCCCGCCCAUCUGCACGUGCGCAGCUACUCACCUGACUGGCCCCAUCAGCCCAACAAGACCUUCGCCUUCAUCUCCAACCAGCCGGGCGAGGGAGAGGCCAACAGCACCCGCGCCACCGUGCCUUUCCCCUUCGACAUCAAGACGCUAAUCAUCGCCACCACCAUGGGCUUCAUCUCCUUCCUGGGCGUUGUUCUGUUCUGCCUGGUGCUGCUGUUUCUCUGGAGCCGGGGUAAAGGCAACACAAAGCACAACAUCGAAAUUGAGUAUGUGCCCCGGAAAUCGGACGCAGGCAUCAGCUCAGCUGAUGCACCCCGCAAGUUCAACAUGAAGAUGAUAUGAGGACGGGGCGGGGUGGGGGCGCAGGGACACCCCCUCGGGGACCACUGGGCAGGGAAGGAGCCUGAAUGCUGCCCACUCACCCCCAGGCCUUUCCACUUCCUCCUGGCUUUCCUCACACACGCUCCACCUCCCGCCAUGUGCCCCUGCUGCCUCGCCAGCCCUCACCGCCUACCCUCCUUCUACCAGGACUUCCGGAAGGUCAGGCCUGAGGAACCCCCACCUGCACAGGGGCCAGAGUUGACAGACAGAAUCCAAAGCCGACAAACCGACACACGGCAGAGUCAAUAAUUCAAUUACAAAAAAAAGUUACAAACUUCCUCUGUAACUUGGGUUUCAAUAAUUAUGGAUUUUUAUGAAAACUUGAAAUAAUAAAAAGAAAAAAAACUAUUUCCUAUAGCUAGUCGGAAUGCAAACUUUUGACGUCCUGAUGGCUCCAGGGCCGCCUCCCAACUCAGUUUCUUGUUUUUCUCUUCCUCCUCCUCUUCCUCCUUUCUCUUCUCUUCCCCUGUGGGGAGGGAUCACUCAGGAAAACAGGGAAGGAGAUUCCAGCCCCACCCUCUGGCCCACUCUGUUAGGCGCCAUUUGGAGCUGUGGGUGGCAGCUUAGCUCCAGGGCCUAGCUCUAGCUGGCUUUUUGCAGGAAGUACGGAAGGGUACAGGACCGCCCAGUGCAGGUGGGGCUUGUCUGCUGGCUGCCAGGCAGCACUACCCAGGGGAGGUGGGGGCCAGACUCGGGUGUGGCUCAAACUGGGAUGGGCUGGGGUCUUCCUGGGGGAACCGCACAGUCAGCGGAAAGAGUCCAGGAGCCAGAGGCAGGCCUGAGCCCUCUACUCUGGUCCCAGCUCUGCUGCUCACUGUUGUAUGACCUCAAGCAGGUCACUGGCCCUCUCUGGGCCUCAGUCUCCACAUCUGUACAAAUGGGAACAUUAUCCCUGCCCUGCCUACCUCACAGGGCUGUUGUGAGGAACUGAUGAGAUGAUGUAUGUGAAACACUUUGUAAUCUGUAAAGCGCUGUGCACACGUGUGUGGGUGACUGCUGUCAUUAUGGUCAUUAUUCUGUCACUGUGGGAUGGGAUCCCCCAUGGGGUCAGGGCUGGGGAGAGGGAAGGGCAGCUCCUGGCCCUCCCACAGCUUCCUCCUAGGACACGGGCUGGGCUGGAGAACAUGGUAGACUCAUCUUCCUCUGGGCGGGAGGUCCCCUAGAAGCCACUUUGGCCUGGACGUGGACAGACAUGGGAGGUGCCAGCUCUCUCCAAGUCUUAUCUGCUGUAUGCUACUUCCUAUGUAGAGUCCUCAGGGUAGGAGGCCCUUCUGGGGCAGCCUGGAGACACCCCAAACU
Molecule: messenger RNA, 4298 nt
Organism: Acomys russatus (golden spiny mouse)
Lineage: Eukaryota; Metazoa; Chordata; Mammalia; Rodentia; Muridae
Gene: Lingo1
Product: leucine rich repeat and Ig domain containing 1
Exons: 2
Coding region: 1098-2960 (620 amino acids)
Cellular component (GO): plasma membrane; extracellular matrix
Molecular function (GO): protein binding
Source: RefSeq, a predicted model, not a curated record